Manduca sexta (tobacco hornworm) is the source of this 1789-nucleotide messenger RNA. RefSeq names its product armadillo repeat-containing protein 2-like. Lineage: Eukaryota; Metazoa; Arthropoda; Insecta; Lepidoptera; Sphingidae. The record is from RefSeq and is a predicted model, not a curated record. Gene Ontology annotation, biological process: cilium organization.
AGGGAUGAGUGAACGGGGCGCGAGGCGCGGUGGCGGCGCUCCCUUCUACGCGCCGUUGCGCAGGAAGACAUCCGCAGAGAUCAUCAGCGAAGCAAGAGCCGCUAUCUACGGAGAAAUGAGUGGCGCCUCCAGCGGCGUCGGUAGCGGGUUGAGGCCGCUGCGCACGCGCCGCCCUUUCACCCCGCGCGAGCCACAGCGGACUUUGUUCACUGAGCGAGCUCGUAAAAAGGAUCCUAGACCACCGAGUGCUUUUGAUUUGAAACACUUGAGUUUAUCCGAGAGCGGUGAGGACGCGUACUUGGCCGACGUGUUGGGGGCAGUGGUCGACCCGCUGGAUGAACACACACUCAACGGGAUCCUCAACGCUGAUGCAAAGAAUGCGAAGAAAAAACCACCGCUGCGUAAUCAGCCGCGGUCGGUGCAGGAGCGCUCCGGCGACGGAUGGAGCAACUUCCCCAAGCUCCCGCAUCUCAGUGGUCACAGCAAGCCUCUUCACAAACGCAACACUACUGGACAAGCGGCUGAAGAUUCAAAGGAAGAUGGAUUAUCUCAAGCAAUAUCUGUGAUCCGUCCACUCGGAAGUACUGACGAUGAAAAUACAUCUACUGGAGAGAUAUCGACGAGUAAAUCUUUGAGUCCCGAUUCAAAAUCAAAGCGUAAACAUUACUCCAGUGGAAGAAGUCUUUCGUAUGACGUGAGUCCGACCUCUCUGGGGAACAUUGGCGUCAAACAUUUGGCUGUUCAGCUGCCCAACACUACACCCGGCCAAUAUGAAAAUAUGACAGUACUAGAGCUUUCCGAGGCUCUAUCACAACGCACUAUCGACGUGAAUCGCACAGUAUCUCUACUAGAGAUACUGCAGAGUAUACUAGAGAAGAACACGCCCGGGAACAGUCUACGGGAGUUGGUGCUGCGCGCGUUGUACACUCAUGUGGACAGCGAGGACGAACGCGUGCUGGUGGCUAUAGCACGGGCUAUGCUGACGAUGAGAGUAACUGGACCGCACUUGGCCGCCGCUUGCAAGCUUGUGUUCAAAAUCGCCAGAAACGACAAGAAUGACCAUUUCUUCCACAACACUAAUUUACUUGAGUUACUGGUGGAGGGAUGCGGGCGAGCAGACCCGGUGUCGGAGGGCGAGUGCUGCGUGUACGGCGCGGGCGCGCUGCGCUUCCUCGCCCUCGACCCCGCGCUGUGUGCGCUCGCGCACCGCGCCGGCGCCGUGCAUCUCGCCGCGCUGCAUCUUAAGAUACUCAACACUGCGAAGGCAGAAAAUCCGCGGGCGGUAUCAGAACAGUCGACGCACGCGCUGUACCAGCUGACGGGCGCGUUGCGGAACCUGGCGAGCGCCGGGGCGAGCGACUCGCGCGAGUUCGUCGCGAGCGGCGCGCUCGGCGAGCUGCUCGCCGCGCUGCAGCACCACACCGACAGGGACGUGCUCACUAACGUGGCGCGGUGUCUCAGCGUGCUGUCAGCCGAAGCGGAGUGCUGCGCGUGGCUGUGCGCGAGCCGCGCGGCGGUGCUGCUCCGCGCGCUGGCCGCGUGCGCGCCGCGCGCGCCGCUCGCCGUGCGGCUCGCCUACACGCUCGGCAACAUGGCCGCGGAACACCACCACGCGAGACUCAAUAUUUACAACGAGCCCGGCGGCAUCGACGUCCUGCUGACGAUACUAGAGUCGUACACGAAACGCAACGACAACGACGCUAGGGAUGCGGAUUCAGAUCCCGACCUGCAUUCAGUUGGUUCCGACUUGGGUGAUUCAGACGGGUCUAACGAAGAUGUCCUGAUUAAG